GAUAUACGAGAAUCCGCCUUCGUCUACGCCAGCACGUCCGCCGGGGUGGUGUACGCCGUCACGCAGGCCUGCAGCAUGGGGGCGCUGCUACAGUGCACGUGCGACCACAACGCCCGGGACAUGAGCACGGACGGCGAGUGGGAGUGGGGCGGCUGCGGAGACAACGUGGAGUACGGCUACCGGAAGUCGCGCGAGUUCAUGGACGCCCGGAAGCGGAACAGGAGAGGGGACUUCACCGCCAUGAUUCAGCUCCAUAAUAACGAGGCUGGGAGACUGGUGAGUGAGUGAGCUGUGCGUGAGAUUGGGUGACUCGCGUGCGAUGUUUUUUGAGGCAGAGAGCUACCCUUGCAGCUGCUCUGAGCACAGUAUAUUAAAUACUACACAAAUUCAUUUUUUUGUUUUGAAGUUGCAAUAAGCGAUAUCUUUUUGUUCUUAUACAAAAAUUCCAAGUUCCCCAAUACCUAGUUUAAGAUUCUUGGUCAAUAAAUCACAAGGUCGUGAUCUCUUCAUGCAAAUUCAAUAUUUCAGUAUCCCAGUUCAAAGUCCCAUUACCAAAUGUUCUAUUUUAUGUUCCUAAGUUAAAAUUCGUAUGUUCAACCCUUAAUGAAGCUGUAGUUCCAUACAUCCAGUCUUAUCUCGCCUUCACUAUGAGGUCGGGUGGAGUGUGAGAGGCCUAUGUUUAUUCAUCAUGCUAAUCUCAAACUAUGCCACAUAUUUAUUUUUUUUGUUGAACUACUCUGCAGAGUGUCAAGAAUUACAUGAGACGGGAGUGUAAGUGUCACGGCCUCUCGGGGUCCUGCACCCUGAAGACGUGCUGGAAGAAAAUGCCGCCUUUCCGAGAGGUCAGCAACAGGCUCAAGGAGCGCUUCGACGGCGCCAUCAAAGUCAUCAUCUCCAACGACGGCAAGAACAUAAUCCCGGAGGGCUCCACGAUCAAGCCGCCCUCCAAGCAGGACCUCGUGUACUCCGACCCCUCUCCGGACUUCUGCAAGAAGAACAAGAACGUGGGCUCGCUGGGGACGAAGGGUCGCGAGUGCGACCCCGAAUCGAUGGGGGUCGGCGGCUGCGACCUGCUGUGCUGCAACCGGGGCUACACCAAGCAGCAGGUCACCCUGAGGGAGAACUGCAAGUGCCGGUUCCUGUGGUGCUGCGAGGUGGUCUGCGAGACGUGCGAGACCACCAAAGUCAUUCACAGGUGUGCGUAG
This is a messenger RNA of Lymnaea stagnalis (great pond snail), 1205 nucleotides long. The record is from the annotation of a GenBank genome assembly. Lineage: Eukaryota; Metazoa; Mollusca; Gastropoda; Lymnaeidae.